Molecule: messenger RNA, 840 nt
Organism: Colias croceus (clouded yellow)
Lineage: Eukaryota; Metazoa; Arthropoda; Insecta; Lepidoptera; Pieridae
Exons: 8
Coding region: 1-639 (212 amino acids)
Source: RefSeq, a predicted model, not a curated record
AUGGGCAAAAGUGAUAUUUUCAAAGAUCAAGAAAGGAGGCGAGGCAGACCCGCAGGAAAGAACAGAGUACCACUAUCUGUUGAAGAAAGGCGGGCGCGAAAUGCCCAAUACGAAAGAGAGAGGCGAGUGGAAACCUCCGAGGCGAUGGCGCAGCUAGCACAGGCUUUGGGCUGUGAAGAUACGAUAUCCAAUGCUGAUAUUUUGGCAACGGCAGUGCAAGAGCUGCAGAGGGCUGCUGGUAGAGACCCAUCUGAUGACAUUAUGGAAUUAAGACGUUGUAAUGCUAAAUUAAUGCAACAGAUCGAAGAUAUAGAAAAACGUCUUACAACUUGGGAAGAGCGCGCCGAAGUGAGAUCAAAGAAAAGUGGUGGCAUUAAGAAAAAGGAUAAGAUAAAGAAUAAGAAAGUAGCAAACGCAAUAUCUAUUUCUGAAGAAAUUAAACAAGAAGCGACCGAGGCUGAACAUCCCAUUGCUAAUGAGCCAUCACCGACUGAAGCAUCUGCCUGUAACGAUAGUCAAAUUAUAAAAUCUGAGCCCAUGCAAUUGACUGAAGCCGAACCAUUUCAAUUGGAUAGCAUUGCCGCUGAGUGUCCCGUGAAUGAUUGGGGUAUUGACGAUCUCAUAGCUGAAUAUUUAUAGGUCAAUACCGAUUCCCGAUUACAAUGAAGUGCAAUACCGACCAUUCCAGUGCAAUAUAACGAAAUUCCGAGUACCCUAACAUUUGAGCAAAACUAUCGCACUGAACAAUGUGUAUCUAUUGUUUGUAAGGAUACUUUUGUUUUUAACUUUGUAAUACCAUACUAUUGUCUUAGGUAUACAUAUAGUGCAAUAAACGAUUGA